AUGCUGUCCAGCCUCCUUGAGGGGGAGUACAAAACGAACUACCCCCCGCGCCGGUUGCCCCAAUCCGAAACAAAGUCCUUCGCCGAGCUAGCAAAUGACCGUGGGUAUACACUCCCCGAGAAAGCAGCAACGAGCGGACGCGAUUCAGACAGCUGUCCAGCUGGCAGGCCGUCCGGAAGCAGAGUGAUUGGGCCGUGCUCGUCAUUUUUCGAGCAGCGAUGGAACCUCGCGGCAGACAACGGCUCCAGCACCUCCCAGUCAAACUCAGAGACAAGCGACCGGUACAAGGACCCCGGGGUGGUCUAUCAACGGCAGCCUAUGCCGUCCAAGACUCACUCCAACGUCCCUCGAGAAACGUACCCAGCGCAAUAUACAACGAGCAAGCAGGCCGACUUCGAACCGACGCCACGUGGCAACCCGCGGGACUACCAGGCGCGCUCCUUGAAACCCGGGCGGUCCGAGCUCGCGCUCGGUACGAUCUCCCCGCAGUUCAGGACGACGUCACAGGCGUUCCAGAGUGACGUCACAGCUGCGACGGCGCGCGUGCGCGCGCAGCCGAAGGCGGGCGCGAAGACGUCACAGCUGCCAACGCACAAUAUCAUCACGGGAGGCCAGCCGCUGAGUAACACGACGCACGACGCCUUCGACCCGAAACGGAGUUACGGCAAGUACGGAACCCUUGAGAGGGAGAAGGGGGCCUCUGCCGCAGAGUGCUUCAGAGAAUUCACCAGAACCCCAUGA
This is a messenger RNA of Klebsormidium nitens, 741 nucleotides long. Lineage: Eukaryota; Viridiplantae; Streptophyta; Klebsormidiophyceae; Klebsormidiales; Klebsormidiaceae. The record is from the annotation of a GenBank genome assembly.